Messenger RNA from Vigna angularis (adzuki bean), 1713 nucleotides. RefSeq lists its product as uncharacterized. Lineage: Eukaryota; Viridiplantae; Streptophyta; Magnoliopsida; Fabales; Fabaceae. The transcript has 3 exons. The record is from RefSeq and is a predicted model, not a curated record. The coding region runs from base 227 to 1537 and encodes 436 amino acids.
UUGGCAAUCUUUUCCAAAGUCUCAUACUCAAUACUCCUCAUACUACAACUUCCUAUCAUUCUUCUUUUAUCUUUCUAUUCAACUUCCCUCUCUCGUUAACCUUCGCUACCUCAGUUCUCAUUAUCUAUGUUUUUAUCUCCAAACUAUCUAUAAUCUACCUCACUCGAUUUUCUUUCCGGAAUCACAAGUACAGACACAUACAAACACGUUCCAUUAGUUCUCUGAUAUGAAGAAGCUUUGUCCCAAUCUUGAUCGCGAGGAUGGGCUCGAAACCGUUCUUGAAGUCCCUAUUCCGGAGGAGACUCUCACCCACAAGAGUGGAACCACCAAAGCUUGGCACAACAUGAAGAACUGGAUGAAGCCCCACGCUGAGUCCAGAUCAAACUCGACGUCCAUGGCAGCAGUUUUUGGAGGGAAAAACACAGAGAUUCAGCUUUUGUUGGGUGUUGUUGGAGCGCCAUUAAUCCCUUCACCCAUCGCCUCUGACAACCAACCCAUCACUCGCAGCAUUAAAGACCAACACAUUGAGGUUUCGAUGGCUAAAUACAUAGUGAAGCAGUAUGUGGCGGCGGUGGGAGGAGAACGUGCUUUGAAUUGUGUGGACAGCAUGUAUGCGAUGGGGCAGGUGAAGAUGGCAACAACAGAGUUUUCUGCUGGAGAAGGUAAUGUGAACAGUAAGAAGGCGAUGAAAGUGAAGAAUUUGCAGAUGAAGGGAGAGAUGGGGGGGUUCGUGGUUUGGCAGAAGAGGCCAGAGUUGUGGUGCUUAGAGCUUGUGGUUUCUGGGUACAAGAUCAGUGCAGGGAGUGAUGGUAAAGUGGCAUGGAGGCAAACCCCUUGGCACCAUUCUCAUGCUUCUCGUGGCCCACCAAGACCUCUUAGACGUUUCUUACAGGGUCUUGAUCCAAGGUCGACGGCUAAUUUGUUCGGCAACUCUAUCUGCAUUGGAGAGAAGACAGUGAACAACGAAGAUUGUUUCAUAUUGAAAGUGGAAAGCGAGACGUCGACACUGAGAGCAAGGAGCAACAGCAACGUAGAGAUAGUUCGGCACACGGUGUGGGGGUAUUUCAGCCAAAGAACAGGUUUAUUAGUUAAACUAGAAGACUCUCACUUACUAAAACUAAAGUCUCAUGAACACGAGAGCAUAUACUGGGAAACCAACAUGGAGUCUCUGUUACAAGACUACAGAAGCGUGGAUGGCAUUCAAAUAGCACACGGUGGCAAGACUUGGGUGUCCUUGUUCAGGUUUGGUGGGGGGCCCGAGACACAUUCCAGGACACUCAUGGAAGAGGUUUGGCAAGUUGAGGAAGUGGACUUUAACAUCAAAGGGUUGUCCAUAGACUGCUUUUUGCCUCCUAGUGAUUUGAAGAGAGAGGAAGAUAAUGAAGAGGAAGCAGAGUGUGGUGGUGGGGUGGUUGCAAGCAAUAAUGCCAAGUUACCCUACAAGAUUCGUUCGGCUUCUUUUAGGAUCAGUGCUUCAAAAGUAGCAGCUGUCAACUUGGAUGAUUCCUGUACCAGCGAGAGCGACGAAGAUUUGUAAAUCUUUGCGUUCCUUACAUAUUUUUUUUUGUAAAUACUGGGUACAUGUUCGAGUUUGUAGUUGAGCUGUGAAUCUGUGAUUUUAGUUUAAUCCUUCCUUCUAUUCUCACAGCAAACUACCUAGAAUAGAAGGAAACAAUUUUCAACACUCAAUACAAACUUCUACUUUUACCUUUU